AUGUCGAAACCAUCGAAACAGAGACUAAUCACCGAGCCAAAAGUCACCGAUAUCUACCCCGGGCUUAAUGAGAUUACUGAUGCCUUUGAGGCUUUCCCGUAUGAUCUUGUGGGAUACUUUACGUUAUUGAAGGAAAUAGAUGCGAAGUGUGUGUAUACGGUGCCGUAUAUGAAAGCGUACAUUCAGCGGUUUCUUCGAAUGAAGAAAAAUCAUCCAAAGAGGGAUCAGUUGCUUGCCAAAAUAAGGGAUAUGAUUCGAGAGUUGAUGCCCUGUCUGGAGGAAAAGAUGCAUGUGGCAACUAUAGCGUCGGAUAUAGUAAGCAAGCACUUUGCACGUAUCGAUCAAUGCUUCGAGAUUGUCUGCCAGAAGGAGAUACCCGAGUUAGUGAGAGUGGGAUCUAUGCGCGAUCCAUGCAUUAGACCUUCAGAGGCUCAAGAGGUGUACAAACGUAGCAGUGAUAGUCGAGAGGAGGUUAUGGAAACUCGGCAGAAAGAGGAAGAUGAUCAGAAGACCAAGAGGUCCAGGAAACAUGCUGUAAACGGUAAUACUUUGCCGACGACACAGACUGCGUCGUCACAUCCGCAUCAACAACAUGUGAAUGGAAACGGACGUGGAAAGAAAAGGAUGGGGGAAGAAGGGGAGCCGUUACCAAGAAUAGGAAGUAAGAAGAGUAAAUCUACACGGGGACCGAAGCGGGAGGCUACAGAAUCCACAGAAACAGUGAGUUCUGAGCUGAAAGAUCCAUCUUACACUGGGGAUAUUGGAUAUCCAGGUGGCUCUGCACGGACAAGAAGAGUCAGAAGGUUGGAAGGAGUGAAUGAUGGCUUUGAGAACACAUCUAUGUCGACAGGAGUUCCCGGGGCGUCAGUGGGGCCUAAGGAAACAGAGGAAACUAUGGAACCAAAGGAACCGAAGGAACCGAAGGAACCUAAGGAACUCAAGGAACAUAAGGAGUCUAUGAUGCACAUGGAGCCUACAGCACGUACUUUGCCUACCGUGGACUACAUACCGGAACAAGAUCAACCAGAUCCCGAAAUCAGCAAGAAAUUGGCCUCCGCAGUGGCUGCAGUGCGUGCUCAAGGAAAAGGUCAGACAACUAUUGCAGACAUAGCUACGGCAAUGGCAGGGAUUCCACAAGAUACCAUGACCGGAAGCGGUGGCGCGCGUAAGCAUAGAAGGGCAGUGCCAGAUGAGUAA
Molecule: messenger RNA, 1197 nt
Organism: Brettanomyces nanus
Lineage: Eukaryota; Fungi; Ascomycota; Pichiomycetes; Pichiales; Pichiaceae
Exons: 2
Coding region: 1-1197 (398 amino acids)
Biological process (GO): regulation of DNA-templated transcription
Cellular component (GO): Rpd3L complex; Rpd3L-Expanded complex; nucleus
Source: RefSeq, a predicted model, not a curated record